Messenger RNA from Spizellomyces punctatus DAOM BR117, 9206 nucleotides. RefSeq lists its product as uncharacterized. The record is from RefSeq and is a predicted model, not a curated record. Gene Ontology annotation, molecular function: glycosyltransferase activity. The transcript is spliced from 11 exons. NCBI's taxonomy places the organism in Eukaryota, Fungi, Chytridiomycota, Chytridiomycetes, Spizellomycetales, Spizellomycetaceae. Bases 71 to 9166 code for a protein of 3031 amino acids.
CGAGCAUCUUAUUUUCUGACGACGCUGCUCUAGCACUUCCUUGGGAAGCGCUUGCAUUACCACAUUCGCGAUGACGGAUUCUCCGAAUCCAGGUUCGCCGAAAGUCUUGGGCGGGCAACGUGGCGGUCCUGCGGCUGCAUCUACGCCCUUUUAUCGCGGAUCGGCUGCAAGCUUGCCAAAUCUAGCCGUACCAUCUCCUUUAGGAAGCCCGGCCCCCCAAAGACGCAAUGCCACGCAUGCCGACAAUUCAACCUCGAAUCAAGCGAGCGAGGUUGACUUGCAGGCACCGAGAAUUUCUGAUUCCAAUGAUGUGUCCACCCUCCACUCGAGGCGAAGAAGUUCGCUACAUUCCAUCAAAUCCCUGUUCGCAAAGCCCAAGCUCUCCACGGUUCUCGAUCGGCUCGGAUAUGCAACUUCUGAAGGACUUUUCUUCGAUUCCUCCAAUUUUAAUGCCACCAAGAUCACCAGUUUUGGCAUGUAUUUAGCUGAGGAUGUCAGUGAUCUAAUCACAAAGCCAGAGGAAUGGAAACCUGUUGAUCUAUUGGUCUUGAAAUUCGAAGCACUUCGUGAUCUACAUGCCAGUCCACUGGGAAUAAAGUUGGCCCAAGAAGAAGACGUGGAGGAGCCUGCAUCGAAUAGGGAACCUGAGGAGAACAGAAGCAGCUCCAAUUCUGUUGUCACUGACUCGACAGGAACAACUCUCGACGGUCGUAGGCGUCGAUCAUUCUCGUCUGAGAGCAUCCGGUCUGUCUCGUCAAAGAAGAGCACUAUUUCACGAGUUUCUAAGCUCUGGCGCUCGCGGUCCGCAACUUCCCUCGCUAAUCUCGCUGAUGGACCACCUUCAGGUCUACCUGUACCCCUUUUUGAUACCUUUCGCCGUAGUGUUCUUCGAAGAAUAUCGCAUCUUAUCCUGUCAAUAGACGUAUGUGAACUUUAUCGGCUAUAUUCUCAAACUGAUCGAGGGACGGCCUCGAGUUUCACGCGAUUUUUAGUGUCGUACCUCGCCGCAGGUCUAGCUACGAUGCCCAGUCCAAUUUCUGGGUUUCUCUUCACUGGGUUAAGGGAAUGGAUUUUACUUCGGAAGGGCAACCCAAAUAAGGUGGAGAAGCUUUUGAAUGCUAUUCGGGGAACAAAGGAUGUGGGGUGGUCGGUACCGCUGAUUUUCGUCGAUGAGUAUGGGAUGAAUGUAUGGGAUGACCUACGGGACAUAAUCAACGGAGUGAUGCUUACAAACAUCUUUUUCGACACCGACGGGACCCGAAGAAUUAUGUUUGGAGCAGCGAGGUCAUGGCUGACAAGUUUAACGACCAAGCUCUCCCUUGAAAUAUCUCUGCGAAGCGAUUUCUUGGUACUAAAUACUGAAAUGGUUGCCUGCCCUCCACAGCAGUUGCCUGCAGCCCUAGUGCGUGCACAUAUACACUGGGCCGGAGGACUAAAUUUUGUUGCAUGGUACUCUGGAAGCUCACGAUUUGACGCCCUGGCAGACGUUCAACCACCUGCAUAUCGCGACUUGGGGGAGGAUGGUAUUUUUGAGAUGACAAGUCAUGCAGACAUACUCCGUUGUCGCGACAUAGUGGAGGUCAACGUAUCGUCUCUUCGAAAUAAGGGUCCUUAUCGAAUUACAGCGGAUCUUUGGAACCGUAUUUUUAACGAUCUAUCUGAUAUCCCGAACGACCUUAUUGAUGCUUUGGGCGACUGGAUGGAGGGGUGUGAGCAGUGGUCGGAAUUCGAUGGCGCAAUCUACUAUAAACCUUUGCUGCCUGAACUGCCAUGUUAUCUAGAGAUUGACCAUUGCCCCUCCCGUGAAGACAAUUCUGGAAGUUUGAGUGAUGCCAUCCCUGAUGCAGCACCUUCUGUGACAUACUUUGGAGUGGAUUGGUAUGGUUACAGCAGGCGAACAGCUGUUGCUAAUGCCAUCCAGAGCGUUAUGUUCGAGCUCCUGGAUAAACAGCUUCUGGCCUCGGCCCGAUACAAUAUUGAUCUCAGCGAUCAAAAAAACCCUUCAAAAGAGCCCCUUGCACAAUUUGACACUCUUAUAAAUGUCCUCGCUGGCAUUAUAAAUAAACCGACAAAUGCAACAAGGUGGGUCCUGUCACUGCCACGAGAAAGCUGCUCCGAGGCCAUCAUCGCUGCAGUUGCCGACCUCAAGAGUGACUUGCUGGACGAGCGAGCGCAGAUCUGGCUACCGACCAAAGCGGCACUUUUGGCAGGUGUCAAGGAUCGGUCCCCGAAUGUUCCUGUUUGGGCUGUGGCGGGAGUGCGAAAUGGUACAUUCCAUAUGUUUAUCUCGGACAACCAUCCGCAAAUCGGCGAAGCGGUCUUGCAUUUGUAUUUAAAAUAUAGAUACGGAUGGUCGACAGGUCAAUGUCUAUUGGCAGAAACGCUGAUCAGCGCCCAGCGGCGGGAUUUGUCAGAUCUUAGCUUGCCUUGCCCCGCCCGACUCAUCUAUCAGAUUGAUCAUGCCUGCCCUUCUCAACUUCUCACCAUUGUACGCGACGGCCCGAAAGCGCUAAAAGCGUUGGCAGUAGACACUCGGCUAAGCAGCGGAGAAAUCUCCUUCUUAUCUGCACUGUGUCGGUACUUUAGUGUUCGAUCCGAGUAUUGGUUAAUCGAUCACAAACGAUACCUUGACAAUGUGAGAUGCAACCUUGCUGACGGCUACGUACCUCGCAACGCGUUGGAAAUGAGAAUGGGACGCUAUGUAUCCCAGUGCACUCUUGACAACAAUGGUGGUAAACGUCUUCUUGCGGUUGCAAGAGGUAUAACUUCUGAGUUACGAAAGAGAGGUGGGACGGUUCCUGUGAGUCCUGUUCUGGGCGGGCCAGGGGAGCUCUGGACACUAUGCUAUUUCUUUAUGGUCUUCUGGAAAGCAGUGCGGCGAAAUGCAUACGAGGAGAUUUUAGUGGCUCUCGAAGCCAUGAAUCCGAUGUUCCUGCCUGAACGCGAUCAAGUUGCGGUAGCUCUGGAGAUGAUAACUACAAACAGUAAUCUGGUUACAAUCUUUGGGAUGAACAGUUUGUCAAUGGCGGGUGCGCUACAUCCACUGCUGAGGAAGGUGGCGGAAAGGGAGAAAAACAAAAGCAUCCCGCAGGUCAUGGAAACACACAAGGAUGUAGAGGAAGCGACCACGCUGCAAACGGCAGUUUUCGAACCUGACGAUGAAUCAGCCGAGUUGUCUACGGUAGCUUUCGGGAAGAGCAUUCUGAAUGCAUACAUAUUUGUUUAUCCCAUACUACUGGACAUCAUACUGGUUGUAACACUGGGUUCAGGUAUCUUUGCGAGCGACAGGAUGAGCGUCGACGUCCAAGAAAGCGCAAGUCUUGUUCUUCUUGUAAUGUUUCCGAUAGUCGGUGCCGUCAUGAACUCGAUCGGGCGAACGGUUACUUACUACUUCUAUCAACGAAGUAUCCCUGUAAUGAUUGCCGCAUUUUACCGUCGGCUUGCCGCUGCCUGCCUCCUAUUCACGGUAUUUGGCAUCAUGCUUGGAGGUAUAACAUACUAUCGAACGGAUGACCUGAUCCUUGCUGGACUUACCCUCGUCUACGCAAUUUCCUUUGGACUAUUUAUGAUACUCUUUUGUGUGCUCAUCAUAAUGCGAGACCCAGAAGAGUACUUUUUUAAAUCACAAGGGCCGGCAGCUGUCAUGAAAAUGCUCCCAAUCUUAAUCCCAAAUGCCUUUAUCUGCCGUUUUGUCUUGAACGCUACUAUUAAUCCUUACAUAAUUUGGUCCAUGUAUGUGGGUUCCCUCAUACUUUCAACAAUCUACAUGACAUACUCGUACACGCGUAUAGCGGCAGCAUACCUUCGGUGGCCAGAUGCGAUCCAUAUCACACCAAGGGAAAAGAUACUGGAGGCUUACGGGAAGCAUCACCCUCCGCCGGAGCUACAGGCAAAGGAAGACGUAUACACUUUCGGGCGGCGAAGUCGCAGAUGGGAGCGUUUUGCUACGGAGUGGUUCAGCUCACAAGCGGAAGAAGCUCUGCGUACUAGAAGCAGGAAAACCGAACCUCUUGUUCGUAAGCGGCUUUCUAGUUGGUUCUGGGAAAAGCUCUUGAUGGGCUGGUAUAUUCCGCGAUCAGGGAUCAAGCCACCAAAGCCAUUUUCAAGCGAAUGGGAUAGCGUGGUUAAGCAAGCGAUUGCAGAGUUGAAGAAAAAGUAUACCGUCGAAAAGAUCAAUCGCGGUGGAAUCUUGUUUGACAAUGAGCUACCUGCAAUAUGCUUUGGCUUUCUAUAUUUCUUUACCCUUUUUGCCGAUCGAUGGACGGUUCUCAUUGCAUCUGGAAAAGCACUGUUCUUCUUCACAGACGGCAUUGAAAGCGAUUACGUGCAAGGAACGUUGGCCGGAACUAUCUACCUGCUUUUGUCCUCUGGGAUCUUGGAGCUUACUCUGACCAAGUUUUACGAAAAGCACAAGCGUAUUUCUAUGAGGUCCGUUGCUGAGAGCGAAGGGCCAGACGAUAUCAUCACACGUCAUCGAAGAGCCCUUUCAAAGAUAUACGCUAGUGAACUAUGCCGCUUCCUUGUGUUCAGCGGCCUUAUCCUCAUUAUUACCACGGCAUGUGUAAUUACGAUCGGCUUCAAAGAUGAUCGCAUGGAUCUUAUCUACACGUACGCUCUAUCGGCCUUUGGGUUUGCCGGGUUACUUCUUGGGCUAUUCACCAAGUUGUUUGUCACAUCCUUGGAGUCGACUGUCAAUCUAUUUUUAACAAUCGCGAUAGUCAUUAGCAUUGGCGGAGGUGUCGCAGCGGUCCGCAUUCUGGCGAGUAGUGAAUAUGCCGUGAUUGCCACGGCUGCGAGUGGAUGGCUCUUUGCACUUGGGUGUAUCGCGAGUCGAUAUAGUGAAAAGCUCCGCAGCGUUCACUAUAAAGUCCAAGUUUCUCCUGCCCUUACCUCGUCUGGGCAGCGGCAUAUUGGCCACCAUACUACUCCUGCAACUGACAAAGCUCGCAGCCUGCUCGCCGCAAAAUUGAUAGCAAAUAGGAAGAGCUGCCAAAAAAUCCGACCAUCAUCCUCUCUUGGGGAUUCCAUACGUUCCCGUCUGCAGUUUAUUUUGGAGACGAUGGGCGGUCUACCACCGUCGCACCUAUUACGAACUGCUGUUCCGUCUAUUUCAUCCUUGAUUGAAGACCUUUUAUCUGAUUUCAGGUUAGGACAACUAAAAGUUUUUAGAUGCAAAGAGGCGUUGCAACCAGCUGGCAUUAGACAUGCUGCCAUCUCAGCGCGGCCGGCGGCAGUUACCCACCUUCUGUACGUGUUCCUCCCACCUAAAGACAGUGAAACGGCGGAUGAAGAGGACCUGGCUAUCAUUUUGGAGGCCUUACUUCACGAAAUUGCCGAAGCAAAGGGCAUGUCCCACGCUGCUGCUUGCAUCUCCGAGAUGUUUGUGGGAAUCUCCACCGCAUGGCUGAAAGAAGAAAAAACAGACUGGAUUCGGAAUAUAUUCCCUUCAAGGAUAAAGCGCCAAUUGCGGGUCGCAGAUGAUGGAGAAAAGGCCUCGAUGUGGUGCAAAACCAAGGAUGUUGUGGCAUCGAAGGCUUGUUUGAAUUUAGAAGUAGAUGAGAUCUGGAAUCGUAAGAUAUCCCAUCAAGAUCGCGUUUUCUUAGUGGGUGUUGCUCGACUGUGGUGGGAUUCGUUUGAUGAAUCCAUACAGAUUGGUGCCUUGCCACGUAACUUGGCAAAAUAUCUGGACACUGCGCCAAUGUCCAUUGUAAAGUUACUCUCAGCGAAAUGUGGUGAUAAACAGGAGAUCGACUUAAAGGCCCACGCAUCCCAAUCCAUAUUAGCGUCACUCCUAGCUCUGAACAUUCAAAAACUCUACGACGCAGAAAGCGACAAACUUGAACGGGCUUUCUCAGCUCCUAGCAGUCUGUUGCCCCAGCGACACUAUUCGCCCACGACCUGGACCCGCUUUUUCAGUCUUGCUUUAGACAUUCAGGUUUCGCUGUUUUUGGCUCUCACUGCGGAUGAACGUUUUGGACGUGAAGUCGCGUCCCAUACGCUUCUAUUGCGUCUUCCUUGCGCACUUGUUAAUUGGAUGAGUAGGGGCUUAUUGAACACAUUGCAGCAUGGAACGCUGUAUCGUUGGGAUCCUGCGAUAAACAAUACCUUGAAGCAAAUGGAGCGUGGACUCUCACGCAUCCACCAUCAUGGUCGCUCUAUGAAUGGUCAUCAUGGUGUUUCGUGCGUAGAAACGUACCAUGGAGCUACGCACACGAUCGUCGCUGUAGUGACAGGACGUGAGACAAAUGCUCAAUCGGGAAGAGAUUGGCUAACUGUGGAUCGUUAUGCUCUUGGGGGACCAAAACCGCCAAACUGGAAACCUGGUGGAAUGAAACCAGUCAGUCGAGCCUUCUUUGAGGAGGUGACUAUAAAACACAAAAAGACGCUCCGUAUUGCCCACGAGCAUAUUUUCGACAACAACGGGAAUACGUGCAAGAGUCAUGUUUAUGUCUAUCGAGACCCAACGUCCAUCGUUGCCCAACAUCGAUACGUUGUCCCAAAAGCUGUGGAUUCGAAGCAAUGGAAGAGCAGUGACGUUAGCACAGUUGAAGGCACAGACGAACACACAUUUUCGCAGUUGCAUGGUAAUGUUGUUGUGACAGAGGCAACUCUACGCCGCAAGGAUGCAGGAACCGGAAAGUGGGUCACAAUACAAGCAAAGUAUGAGUACAACGACAAGAACAAAUGGGGAACACCAGAUCUUGCAGUUUUCCACGGAGCCUAUCCAUCGCCAUGGAAAAUGAUAGUGGAGUAUGCCAAAUCUUCACGAGGAAUCCAAGAUUCGCCCAGGUUCAUAUCCGUAGAAAUACAGCGAGAGCACGAACGUGCAGUAGUACGUACCAAGUUUGAUUACUCUCAUCCUCAGCAUGUUCGUCAUAAGAGCAUCCGUGUCAUACCGGGUGAAACUGAUGAAGUUAUCGUUGCAACACCUCCCGAAAUUGAACAAGAUCCUCUUAGUUUGCUCAGUACACAGGCACCUGCGAGCCUGUAUUCCAGUUCAGAGUUUUUUGUGUCCGGCUUAACCUCCAAACAUCGCAAAAGCUAUACGCUAAAGUCUCCCUUUGGAAAGUUGGAGCGUAUCGAGUAUUAUUCUGCACCCUACCCUACUCUUCGACGAAGGGAAAUUCUUUGGGCUGCUUGGCGGAGGGGCGACGUACCUGCACCUUUUGCCCGAGAUUUAGAUGAGCGAUUCUUGCGUGCUGAGCCGCUCCUCUCCGCGUAUUGGUGGAGACGGGAUGCGGGACAAUUUAAAGGCGCUCAGAGAGUGCUACGGGAGCAGAAACACAAAUUAAGCGCAGAGCUGCAAAUGCUGGAUCGGCCUGUGACAAGGACGCAUCUCCAGAUAAGGUAUUCUGAUCUGUACAUCUUGGGUUGCGGAGGUGAUGCGCACAAAAUCUAUGCAGAGGGCGAUCUGGAUGAGGAAAACCGACACUCCAUUCGCCAAAGUAUACGGGCAAAUCGAGCGAACGAACUUUUACAGGUUAUGAACCUAGACAGUGGCACAUGGCCAACGGGUGGUGGAGGAGUGGGGUCCUGUCGACGUGAUUUGAUUCACGGUCUUCACCGUGUUCGCUGGACGGCCGUCGCGGAACUGGGUUCGGCAGAACUCGUUCAAAAGGAUUACCCAAUUGAAAAACACAUUGACUCCAUUGCGUACGUGCCUCUUUGGGAUCUUGAUUUUGGAACACCCAACGAGAAUAUUCAUCGAACAAUUCCGUACACCACACUGCAAGCAAAAAGUCGACGGACGACUAAUCAUGUUGUCAAAACCCAAUUUGUCCCUUUGAUUGAAAAGCUUAUCAAGGGUUGCCUUCUUGAUCCGAUCACUGAGCAUGAUGUUGAUGAAUUUGCAAAAGUCUUUAUAGAUUUUCACAUAUUCUUUCUGCAGUACGACUGGACAACUGCAUGGAACCAUGUUCUUACUCAGGAAGCUUGGAUCAGAGGAUGGUUGCAAGAUACAUAUGAGUUGUGGAGUAAAGGACAGCUCCUGGAUCCGGAAACGCCAACAUUGCGGCAUAUCGAAAUGAUGUUUGAUCUCAUUGCCCGUUUGCUCAUGCCUCUCACGGUGGAGAUUCCCGCAGUCCCUGUCGUGCAUGCGUCACAUCACGGAAUCCAGGCGAUUAUUGGGGUCGUUGCAAAAUCGCUGCAUGGAAGUUCCCUGAUUGUGUGGGAUCAUGGGAUCUUGUGGAGAGAACGAUUGUUUGGGUUAUGCACAGAUGAAGCUAUGCCCAAGUUUGUCCAAAUUGCCUUUGCCGGGAUUACAAGGCUAGUGGCCAGGGUUGUGUUUGCCAGGGCGGACUACAUCACCCCGUGCACUAGCGUGCAAAAUGUUCACUGGGAAGCUUGGUUGGCAGGAGGCAAAUAUGGGAAUGCACUUGAAGCGGCAUCCAUGUAUGCGAGGAUUAAUCCCGUCUUAAACGGCAUGGACGUUACAAAGUUCCAUCCUGAUCCCACACAAGAACCAAAUGAACCCACUGCCAUUAUGCUCUCACACAUUUCUCCGGUCAAGGAUGUAAUGAAUGCCAUCAAUGCAGCGCGCAUCAUUGUGCGAGAUUUCAAACUUGAUACGUAUCGAUUACACAUUUACGGAUCAGCGGAAAAAGAUCCACCAUAUACGACCGAGUGCGUACGGGCCAUUGCCAACUACGGUCUUGAGAAGCAUGUUAUAAUGAAGGGCCUGGGUAGUCCUUCCAAAGCUCUACCAACUGGAUCCAUCUUUGUCAAUUCAUCAAUCACAGAAGGCCUUCCUCUCGCCCUCGGAGAAGCGGGUCUUUGUGGUCUACCAGUAGUUUGCACAGACGUAGGAGGAAGCCGCGAAGUCAUUCAAGAUGCACGUGUCGGAGAAACAUAUGGCUGGAUUGUCCCUCCGUCCAGACCAAUGCAGCUCGCGCUCGCUCAAAUGCGGGUAUUGACUGUGACGGAUGGUGUUGCAAACCAGACGACCAAACUGGACGACAUUCUGGGUGCCGAAGACGACGGUGCUUCGCUUGCAGCUAGAAUCAUGUAUCCUGGAGUGAGGGAGAUGCGAAGAAAGCUUGGAAUGAAGUUGCGCGAACGGAUCAUGGCUGUUUUCUCUGUUCGUAGAUAUUGGAGGGAACAUGAGCAGAUCCUCUGGUUGGGUCCUCUGUACGAGCAGGUGAAGAGGUCAGAAUUACCUAUUUCUUGAUUAUCAUUGCGCUGCAACUACAAUAUUACACAUACUACCC